AUGACUAGUGUCGAUUAUAAAAAUAAAAAUAUAGUUAUUGAUGGUAGAACAUUUAAUUUACAAAUUUGGGAUACAGCAGGACAAGAAAGAUUUAGAACAAUUACAUCAUCUUUUUAUAGAGGAGCACAUGGCGUUUUAGUUUGUUAUGACGUAACAGAUCAACUUACAUAUAAUAACGUUAGAUUAUGGAUGCAAGAAAUUCAAAGAUAUGCAGUACUUGGCGUUAGUAGAGUUUUAGUUGGAAACAAAUGCGAUCUCGAAGAUAGAAAAUUGGUAAACACAUCAAUUGCAAGAGAAUAUGCCGAUAGUCUUGGUAUUCCAUUCAUGGAAGCUUCUGCUGCAACUGGUGUUAAUGUUGAAGAGGCUUUCAUGGCAAUGGCAAAUGAAAUUUAUAGAAAUCAUAUGGGUGGUUCAAAACCUUCUGUUGUAAACCCAGGAAGUGGAGGUACCAGUAACACUGGUGGUAAAAAAAAAUUUUGUUAA
Molecule: messenger RNA, 483 nt
Organism: Dictyostelium discoideum AX4
Lineage: Eukaryota; Evosea; Eumycetozoa; Dictyosteliales; Dictyosteliaceae
Gene: rabG2
Product: Rab GTPase
Exons: 2
Coding region: 1-483 (160 amino acids)
Cellular component (GO): plasma membrane
Molecular function (GO): GTPase activity; GTP binding
Source: RefSeq, a predicted model, not a curated record